UUUGUUCCAAAUAUAAAUAUCAAUAAAUGGAGAAAUUUUGUUUUUUAGUCAAUGGUCGUUAAAGCUGUAACGUUAUUCAAUUUAAUAAAAACAGAUGACCAACCUCCUCGGCAUCUCCCUGUAGCUAAACGACGCCGUACUCUGCUCUAAAUUGAAUAGCUUAUUAGCUUUAUACCCCCCAACAACAUUCAAUGCUAACAAUAAAGCGAUCAUUGCCCUCGUCAAUGCCAAUAUUGAUGCCACCAAUCAUCAUCACUGCACUUACAUAGCAACCCAAAUUUUCUUCCCUGUAAUUUCUCGCUCUCACUUGGUCAAGUGUAAGCAUUUCAAGUUCUAAAUUUAGUAAUUCAAAUUGAACUUUAGAAUGCCUAUCUGAUGUUUGAUAAAUUGUCUGUAUGAAGAUGGGGAAGACGAGGAUCGUUAUGUUGCCGGCAAGUGAGGUUGAUUUGACCAAGGUCAAAUACGAUCCUCGAGAAAUUGAAGCCCCUCAUAUAACUGGAUUACUCCUCAAGUUUUUUGUCAAAUUAGUUGAAAUGCCUUUGAUCGGUUCUUUGCUCAUCGGUCACUUGAAGAAACAGAACAAAAUGAACCAGAUGUUACGAGAUACUCUGAUACCAGAACCACCGAUGUUCAGACCUGAAUUCCCUCCUCAAGAACCAGAAUCUGGAGUCGUUUUUCUCAAAGAAGAUGGAAAAUCUGAAGACCGCGUUGAAUCAGCGGUGGAAUGCCUUCCCCAAUACGAUCCUGCUAGCAAUAUCAAUCAAAGCUCUGACUCAACUCCAUUCCGCUACUGGAAGAUUCGUGAUUAUGCAUAUUCUUACAGAUCGAGCCUUACGACUCCAUCAAUCGUCGCUGAACAUGUCAUCUCUGCGAUUGAAGCGUUCAGCAAUAAAACCCCCCCAACACCUCUUUUGAUUUCAUUUGAUGCUGAUGAUGUAAGAAAGCAAGCUGCAUCUUCAACACAACGGUUUCAGGAAGGAAAACCAUUGUCAAUAUUAGAUGGCAUCUUCAUCGCAAUCAAGGAUGAUAUAGAUCUUUAUCCCCAUCCAUCUAACGGUGCGACAACAUGGCUUCAUGAGCUACGCAGUGUUGAGAAAGAUGCAGUUUCUGUAUCGAAAUUAAGAAGCUGUGGGGCCAUAUUGGUAGGAAAAGCCAAUAUGCAUGAACUAGGCAUGGGUACUACUGGAGUUAAUCCUAACUAUGGAACUGCUAGAAAUCCACAUGAUCUGGAAAGAUACACAGGUGGAUCUUCAUCAGGGCCAGCAGCUAUUGUAGCUUCUGGAAUAUGUUCAGCUGCACUUGGAACAGAUGGUGGAGGUUCAAUUCGUAUUCCUUCUUCUCUUUGUGGUGUUGUGGGAUUGAAAACAACAUAUGGACGAACCAACAUCAAAGGUGCAUUGUGUGAUGGAGGAACAGUAGAAGUUAUAGGUCCAAUUGCAUCCAGUGUUGAAGAUAUCAUGCUAAUUUAUGCAGCAAUCUUAGGAUCCUCUCCUUCUGACAAAAUCAGUUUGCAUCCGUCUGUGCCUUGUUUGCCUGAUCUAUCAUCCUCAAAUGAGAACGUUAGUGUUACAGGAUUAUUGAAGUUAGGAAAAUACAGUGAUUGGUUUAAUGAUGUAUUCUCACCUGAUAUCUCUAAUAAAUGUGAAGACAUUCUUAAUAUGUUUUCAGAAACUUAUGGUUGUAAAGUGGUAGAGAUUGUGAUACCAGAGCUUGACCAAAUGCGAACAGCUCAUGUUGUAUCAAUUGGUUCAGAAGCAGCAGCCUCAUUAAGUCCCGACAUUCAGAUUGGGAUGGAUAAGAAACUUACAUUGGAUUCACGGAUUAAUUUUGCACUUUUCAACUCAUUCACAGCUGCAGACUAUGUUGCUGCACAACGUCUCAGGCGGAGGAUUAUGUACUACCACAUGGAGAUCUUCAAGAAAGUUGAUGUCAUAGUCACUCCAACAACUGGUAUGACAGCUCCUGUGAUUCCCAAAAGCGCACUUGCAUUUGGCGAGUCAAAUAUAAAGGUCACAGGCAAUUUGAUGCGGUUUAUCAUAGCAGGAAAUCUUCUUGGGCUCCCAGCUAUUUCUGUACCUGUUGGGUAUGAUAAGGAAGGGCUUCCAAUAGGAUUGCAGAUUAUAGGCCGACCAUGGGCUGAAGCUACAGUAUUGCGGUUGGCUGCUGCAUUUGAGAGCUUACGUGUUGAGACAAAACGCCCUGCAUCUUAUUAUGACACUCUAAAGGGAAAUUAAGUUGCAUGGGCAAAAAGGUUUUGUAAACUUUGUUGUGUGGUUAAAAAGAUAAACAAAUGACUUGUCACAUUAUUUUGUUGAUAUGACAUGAUAAAUAAGUUAAAUUUGUCAUUUUUGUGUUUUCAGCUACACCUGAUUUUUUAUCACAAUUAGUCCCUAUACUUUAAUUUUAUACAUAUUAGGCCCAAAAAUAUAAAAUUUUGGCUGUGGUCCUCCCUACUCAUCGAUUUUUAUACAUAUUAUAUUUCCGGCCCCCCAAAUAAAAUGUUGAAGCUCCGCCCCUACUUGUACAUGUUAUGAGAAAGAAUCCAAA
This is a messenger RNA of Lactuca saligna, 2547 nucleotides long. The record is from the annotation of a GenBank genome assembly. Lineage: Eukaryota; Viridiplantae; Streptophyta; Magnoliopsida; Asterales; Asteraceae.